Molecule: messenger RNA, 369 nt
Organism: Trypanosoma grayi
Lineage: Eukaryota; Euglenozoa; Kinetoplastea; Trypanosomatida; Trypanosomatidae
Exons: 1
Coding region: 1-369 (122 amino acids)
Source: RefSeq, a predicted model, not a curated record
AUGGCGUGUGCGUGUCUCUGUGGGCGAGAGAGCGCGUGCGCAAAGGAGACGGCCCAACUGACACCAACGCGGCACGCGCGCAGAGCCCCGGCUGCUGCUAUUGCCCUUGUUGUGGCUGGCGCAGUGGUACGGCACCUCCAGCGAGGCACCCGCGCACAUGUCCUCCCACCACCACUACCGCCGCAGCGGCAGCAACACCGGAAAGAAUGCGUUGCGCCACGGACGUCCUCGUCUCACGCAGCCGCUGGCCGGGCGUGUUGCGCAGUUGCCGCGCCACGCUACUGCUGCGGGGGUGGUGGUGGUGGUGGUCGCCGCCCUCCACAACAAGAGAUGAAAACAACCGGAAGAAACGGGCGACCCACGCAGUAA